This is a messenger RNA of Hippoglossus stenolepis (Pacific halibut), 6278 nucleotides long. It is a transcript of the gene mark2b, whose product is annotated as MAP/microtubule affinity-regulating kinase 2b. Gene Ontology annotation, biological process: protein phosphorylation; intracellular signal transduction; microtubule cytoskeleton organization. Bases 1276 to 3783 code for a protein of 835 amino acids. Gene Ontology annotation, molecular function: tau-protein kinase activity; ATP binding; protein serine/threonine kinase activity. The record is from RefSeq and is a predicted model, not a curated record. NCBI's taxonomy places the organism in Eukaryota, Metazoa, Chordata, Actinopteri, Pleuronectiformes, Pleuronectidae. The transcript has 20 exons. Gene Ontology annotation, cellular component: cytoplasm.
GUUCCGGUAUCAGGGCAGGAUCGUGCGCAUAGUCUGCAUUCGGGCGCAGCUCCUCGCCUCUCUCCCCCUGUCGCCCGUGGCAGGCACACACACACACACACACACACACCUCCAACCAAGAAGACCCCCCGUCUACAGAUCAUGGAUUUUACAACCUGAUGAUCCUCCUUUCAGUCGCCUGAUCGCGGGGAAUAACAGCAGCAGUCGGCGGUUACCGACAGGACGAGCUGGUGUAUCGCCACACUGCAGUGCAGCAGCGGCGAGCGACCUUAUUCCAAUCACGCCACAGGAGGAAGAGCGCCGGUGAUUUCCGUGGAUUUUGAGUUUCGUGGGCUGCUCUGUGGCGAGUCACCGCCGCCGCGUCCGCCGGAGGAUAAGCUAACUGGCUAGCUCCGCCUCGGAAGAAACACAGAAUUAGCUAGCUACAUGGGCUAAUAUCGGCCAAGCAGUUAGCUAGCGCAACACAUUAAUUCGUGUUUCUCCUCUGCCAUGUGACCACUCUACACAGCGCUGCUUUUAUUUUUUUUCCGGAUACCCUAAACUUGGAUAUCAAACUGGGAACAUUUCCACUUGUUUUGUGUGACUUGGGAAGGUCGAGACCUCGCCGGGAAUAACUUUGGCCUGAAAGUUUGUGGAGCCCAGAUCUGAAAGGAAACAUCUCAGCCGCUAAAAAAAAGACAAAUAUAGACGCCGAGACUGCGUUUAUGAAACCGACGUUGGAUUUACGGUUGCUGUAGACUUCGGCGACAGCCCCAGCUUCCUCGGACGUUAGUUAGCAACCUUACUUAGCACGUUAGCAGCCUAAUUGAACCUUGUCUUGUGCAGUGCAACCGUUGCCCAACUUUUCUUCAAGCUAGCCCAAGUAGCUAGCUGCCGAGAACGUCACAGCAUCAGGUUGUUAGCUCGCUAGCCACCGUCGACGCUGUCAAAUGCUAAGUGGAAACUGAAUGUUUUCACACCGGGGCCGAAGCUGAAAAGAAGACAUUUGCUCUCCCCUUUUUUAUCGUUUUGUGCUUGUUGACAAACAUGGGACGUGCGGUUGCUGCUAGCUAGUUUCUAGCUAGUUGGCUAACUCGGCUAGCCGCUGAUGUGGGAUCCAACUUGUUGAUUCACGGGUGAUUUGUCGUGCUGCUAGCUGGCUAGCACUGGACAUCUGUUGGGAUUUUACCUCCACCACCAGCUACCCACGUUUUAAAUGCACAAUAGACACUGAAGAAUCGUUCUUGUGUCACUGUUCCUUUCCCCCUUUUUUGGCAACCCCCAAGUCUUUCAAAAAUGUCAACAAGGGCCCCACUGGUGCAAGUGAUUGAAAAUUCAACCGCGCAGGAGACCAAGCCGUCAUCUGGCCGCACCAGCAUGCCGCGAUGUCGGAACUCCGUCGCCACAACCACAUCAGAAGAAACGCCGCACAUCGGUAACUAUCGGUUGCUGAAAACCAUUGGCAAAGGCAACUUUGCCAAGGUCAAGCUGGCGCGACACGUCCUCACCGGAAAAGAGGUGGCUGUAAAGAUCAUUGAUAAGACACAGCUCAACUCCUCCAGUUUGCAGAAGCUCUUCCGGGAGGUGAGGAUCAUGAAGAUGUUGAAUCACCCCAACAUAGUCAAGCUCUUUGAGGUCAUCGAGACAGAGAAGACACUGUACCUGGUAAUGGAGUAUGCUAGUGGAGGAGAGGUCUUUGAUUACUUGGUGGCCCACGGCAGGAUGAAGGAGAAAGAAGCCCGUGCCAAAUUCAGACAGAUUGUGUCAGCAGUGCAGUAUUGCCAUCAGAAGUGUAUAGUACACAGAGACCUCAAGGCGGAGAACCUGCUGCUGGACGCAGACAUGAACAUCAAGAUAGCGGACUUUGGCUUCAGUAAUGAGUUUACUCUGGGGAACAAGUUGGACACAUUCUGCGGCUCCCCGCCCUACGCUGCCCCGGAGCUCUUCCAGGGCAAGAAGUAUGACGGGCCAGAGGUGGACGUCUGGAGCCUGGGGGUCAUCCUCUACACACUGGUCAGCGGAUCGCUGCCCUUUGAUGGACAGAACCUCAAGGAAUUGAGAGAGCGUGUCCUGCGGGGCAAAUACAGGAUUCCCUUCUACAUGUCGACUGACUGCGAAAACUUACUUAAGAAGUUCCUCAUCCUCAACCCCUCGAAACGAGGCAGCCUCGAGCAGAUAAUGAGGGACCGAUGGAUGAAUGUGGGCCACGAGGAGGAAGAACUCAAACCCUACAUUGAGCCCCAGCCAGAUUAUAAGGACCCCAGGAGGACAGGUAGGCACAGAGACACACAGAAAAAAGGUAAAUGCAUUCCUUUAUACAUAUGUUCAUUUUUUCACUCACACGCAACGGUCAUGUGUCCUUCGGAGAACAGUGGAGUAAUUAUGAUCUGCUUUUUCUGUGUGCGUGUAGAAAUCAUGCUGCAAAUGGGAUUCUCUCAGGAGGAGAUCCAGGACUCGCUGGUGAACCAGAAGUAUAAUGAUGUAAUGGCUACAUACCUGCUACUGGAUUAUAGGAACUCUGAGCUGGAUGAGGUUGGAAUCAAGCCUCGACCAGGAAGUGAUGUACAACGCAGUGUGUCAUCCAACCAGAAGCCUCAGAACCGCAGAACCACUGACCAGGGCUCCUCGUACUCUAAGAGGGGGGGUCAAGCAGACAACCGGACUGCAGCUGAUGAUUCUGGGAGGAAGGGUUCGUCGGGCAGCUCCACUACCAAGGUGCCGGCCAGCCCUCUCGUCUCCACUGACCGCAAGAAGAGCGCCACGCCCUCCACCAAUAGCAUCCUGUCCACCGGUACCAGUCGCAGUCGAAACUCUCCUCUGACAGAGCGAGCCACGCUGAGCCAGGGCAUCCAGAACGGCAAGGACAGCCUAAACACUCCGGGCUCCCGCGCCUCCACUGCCUCAGCCGCUGCCGUCCUAUCCUCCUCCUCCUCCUCCUCGCGUCCCCGCCACGGCAAGUCCUUGUCCUCCUCCAAUCAUCCAUGCCCCUCUGACCUGCAUGCACCACGGCCCAGUGCUCCACCGCAGCGGGCGCCCGGUGCCUCCCCGUCUGCCCACAACAUCAGCAGCGCUGCUGUGUCGGACCGCACCAACUUCUCCAGGGGGGUGGGCAUCCGCAGCACGUUCCACGCUGGCCAGCAGCGGGGUGCCCGGGACCAGCAGGGCUCCGCCUACCCAGGCGGGCCCGCAUCCCCGUCGCUGUCACACGGCAACAGCCAGGCACGAAGGGCACAUGGUGCCACUGGGAUUUUCAGCAAGUUCACAUCCAAGUUUGUACGCAGAAAUCUCUCGUUCAGGUUUCCGAGAAGUCCGUAUGAGGGAGAGGGUCGGGAUGAGGGGAGCAGGUCCAUGCUGAGCAGCACGGUGGACAAGUCGGAAAAGACGUCCGGUGGCGUUCUCUCCACCUCUACCAACAACGAUGAGAACAACUCCUCGCCAGGAUCUGGUAACACCGGUGGCACCGGCACCCCUCCGGCCAUUGGCAUCCAGAAGGACCCGGCCAAGCCCCGCUCGUUGCGCUUCACCUGGUCCAUGAAAACCACGUCAUCCAUGGAGCCCAUGGAGAUGAUGCGUGAGAUCCGCAAGGUGCUGGACUCCAACAGCUGCGAGUACGAGCUGCGCGAGCGCUACAUGCUGCUGUGCGUCUCGGGCAACCCGGCACGCGACGACUUCGUCCAGUGGGAGAUGGAGGUGUGCAAGCUGCCGCGGCUCUCCCUCAACGGCGUGCGCUUCAAGCGGAUCUCGGGCACGUCCAUCGCCUUCAAGAACAUUGCCUCAAAGAUCGCCAACGAGCUCAAACUGUGAGCGCGGCGGAGCAGCGAGGGGAGAUUAAAGGGUGGAGGUGGGAGGGUGGGGGAUGGCGAGGAUGAAGGUGGUGCUGUAGGUGCGUUAGGGAGCGCUGCGGAAGUCAGGGCGUAAGCUAAAGGGUGGGAUCACUUUAAAAACAACACGAUUGUCAUGGAGACAGGUCUGACGUAGGGCUAUUGGUUCUCUGAGACUAGAAAAACAUUUCUUUUCUAGAAGUUUUGUUCCUUGCGUUCUCGAGGCCCUGCGAUCAGGAACUCUGAGCUGAUUUCCUCUGAGUCGUGAAGUACUUACAGACCGAGGUCUUCUCUCUCCCUGCUGUUUUUCUUUUGUUUUUUUUGUUAAGUUUUGGUCACGUUCUACUUAGACGUUCCACUCUUCUUCUGCAUGUUCGAUCUGCUCUCUGUUUUUUUUAAGGAGUCACACUUUGACCGCUCCUGUCACUUCUUCCUGCUAUUUAUUCCGUUUCUCUGCACGGUUCUGCUGGGUGGGCGAGGGGGGGCGGGGACGGGUUGGUUGGAGGACAGACGGAGACGAGCGGAGGAACGCUGAGGGAAAUCUACUCUCUCUCUGGAUCUCGGAGUGAUCGACGGGACGUUUGGAGCCUUAUUAUGCUGGAAAACUCAAAAAGGAGUUUCUGAUUGAAUUCGUGGUGAUGUCGUCCAAAACCGAACAGACUCCAAUCGAGCCAGGGCUGAAGCGCACACACACACACACACACACACACACACACACCUACAGUUGGAUAUUGGAUGGACAAACUCUGCUGUUGUCGGCUAACGGACGCUCUCCACCCUCCACCUUCUCCCUUCACACACACACACACUCACUCACACCUCUUCACCUUCACUCUCUCCCUCUGACUAAAACCGAACUCGGCACAAACACAUCCAUCUUUUCACCUCAUCACUUCCUGUCUCUUCCUCAUUUCCUUAUUUGCUUUGUUUAUUUCUCCGCCACCAUCGAGUCCGAGGAGGCCAGUUCGACUUAUUUGUCACCAUCUAUAGCGCGGGGCUGCGACUUUUUACGCCCCGUACCUUUUUUUUAUUUUAAAUUUAUGGCUUUUUAAAAAGAGUUGUGCACUGGAAAAGGGGGCGUAUCGGCACCUGGGGAGGGAAGGACACUUCGUUGGGGGGUUCAUUGAUGGAUUUUACGUUGCCUUUCUUUGAAGAAUUAAAAGUUGGGGUUUUGUUUUCGUUGCAUACGUCAGCACAUAAACGUUGGAAUGAUGAUGAAACUGUGUUAUUCUUCUUUCUUUUUUUUUUCUAUGUUGGUAUCACAUUGGUUGGCAUCACGCCUUCAUAUCCAGAAUGUCAACCCUGAGCCAACACAUUUCUUGUCCCUCCCCCCUUUUCUUUUUGUUUUCCUCCCCACCCCGACAUCACCCUCCUCAGCUACACAUAUUCCCAAAGAGCAAACACACAAACAAAAAGGCGUCAUCGGAGUAUGUAACAAAGCAGAACGCGUGUGUGUGUGAGUUUAAUUAUCACUGGAAAGAAAGAAGAAGAAAAAAAAACUAAAAGAAACUACAACAAAUGGUGAAUUAUUUUUUUUCUUCAACUUUUAAUUUGAUAAUAUAUUUUUGUGUCGUUUAAAUUUUUGGGGUUUGUACAGAUUAAGAUUUCUUUGGGGGGAGGGUGGGGGGGUGGACUGGUUGUGUCAGAUCAUAUCAUUGCUGCCUUUUCGGUGUAAUGCACCUUUAACACACAGACACACACACACACAGCUCGUAAUGUAUGGGAAUAAACACAAAGCGCAGGAGUUAUCGAUGUAUUUAACGGCGGCGACGAUGAUGAAGGUGGUGACGACUACUGCUCGCUCAUUUUUUUUUUUCUUCAUUUCGGCCAUUUUUUACAAUUUUAUUUACUUUGUCAGUUAUCUUUUUUUAUAGCGUUGUCGAUCCUGUAAAGCAGGAACGAUGUUUCUCACAUUGAAGCACACAUUCGCUCAACAACAACCCACACAAACCAAUAGAAGUCACUUCUUCCACAAUAGUUUGUCGAAGCAGAACAAAACACACACACACGUGAGCGGGGGUUCGAGAAGGGGGACAAGGCUGAGUCCCGUCAGCUGGUCGCACCUAACUUAACACUUUUCUUUCUUUCUUUCUAUCACAAUGACACACUGUCGUUUAUUUUUUUGUUUUUCUUUCAGUUUUUAAUACGUCAAAUUUUUCUUUUUAAAAAGUUGAUCAUUGUAUUAAGGUGCUGGGUAUUGGAUUCUAAUUAUUAUUCUGGCUGUUGCUGUUAUAUUAUCUCUUUCAGGGUUGAUUUUAUUUUACCUUUUUUUUUUUUGUUUCGUUUUACAUUGCUGUAAUUUACAUUGAUUUUAAAUGUGUUUUUUGAGCAAACUGUAACUGUAGUGGUGGGUUUUCGGGGGCUGGGAGGGGUGAUCAACUCCUGAAAAAUGUAUUAUUUGUUUGUUUGUUUUUUUUGUGCAAAGACAAAAUGAUGAAAAAUUACAAUGAUAGUAAUAAAAACAAUGAUAUAAUAAUA